Messenger RNA from Equus caballus (horse), 1229 nucleotides. RefSeq names its product glutathione S-transferase Mu 1. Gene Ontology annotation, molecular function: glutathione transferase activity. Gene Ontology annotation, biological process: glutathione metabolic process. Lineage: Eukaryota; Metazoa; Chordata; Mammalia; Perissodactyla; Equidae. The record is from RefSeq and is a predicted model, not a curated record.
GGCUGUGGCGGGGCCGGGAGGGCGGUGCGCGCAGCAGGCCCCGCCUCGCCCCAUCGGGGAGAGGAUAAAUUCCCGUCCCAGCUCUGCUGAGGCCUCUCCACUCAGAGCGCAAACACCAGCGCAAUGGCCAUGACCUUGGGUUACUGGGAUAUCCGCGGGCUGGCUCAUGCCAUCCGCUUGCUCCUGGAGUACACAGACUCAAACUAUGAGGAAAAGAAGUACACGAUGGGGGACGCUCCCGACUAUGACAGAAGCCAGUGGCUGAAUGAGAAAUUCAAGCUUGGCCUGGACUUCCCCAAUCUGCCCUACCUAAUUGAUGGGGCCCACAAGAUCACCCAGAGCAACGCCAUCCUUCGCUACAUUGCUCGCAAGCACAACCUGUGUGGGGAGACAGAAGAGGAGAAGAUUCGGAUGGACAUUUUGGAGAAUGAGGUUAUGGACACCCGCAUGGCCCUGGUCAGGGUCUGCUACAACCCUGAUUUUGAGAAACUGAAGCCUCAGUACUUGGAGGCGCUUCCUGAUAAGGUGAAGCUCUUCUCACAGUUUCUGGGGAAGAGGCCUUGGUUUGCAGGGGACAAGAUCACCUAUGUGGAUUUCCUGGCUUAUGACAUCCUUGAUUAUUUGCGUACUUUUGAACCCAAGUGCCUGGAUGCUUUCCCAAACCUGAAGGACUUCAUAGCCCGCUUUGAGGGCCUGAAGAAGAUCUCUGCCUACAUGAAGACCAGCCGCUUCCUCCCAAAGCCUCUGUUUCUGAAGACGGCUGUGUGGUGCAACAAGUAGGGCCUUAUAAGUCCUGGAGAUGGGAGGGAGGAAUCAGAGCUGUCCCAGAUGUCCUGGCCCUGAACAGCUGGACCUCCGUGCCCCUGGAGCCAGCUGUCUUGCUUCUUUCACUGUCUUUCCCUCCCUUCUCACUGUCAGAUGCCUUAUUGGUCUCUUUUUCUCCCUCCCGACCCCCUUUUCAUCCAAGCCGUUUACAGCUUCAGCUCCCCACGUCUCUUCCAUGAAGUCCCACCCCAAUAUAUUAUUCUCCCUGCACUGAAGCACCCAGUCCAUCCUUCCCUUCGGUGGUUGCUCUGCUUGAGGAGCCCGACCAGACCCCUGGCCUGGAGAGCUGAGCCCUGAGUUCCCAGCACUGCCCUGAAGAGCCGUAUCGGCCUGGUGUGCAGUGCCUGCUCCCCCACUGUGGCCCUGCCCUGCCCUGCCUGAUCGUCAGUAAAGCCUUAAUGACA